Mycena citricolor is the source of this 2186-nucleotide messenger RNA. The record is from the annotation of a GenBank genome assembly. Lineage: Eukaryota; Fungi; Basidiomycota; Agaricomycetes; Agaricales; Mycenaceae.
UGACACUUCAGCUGAUUGUCAUUGCGGAGAUUUGAUUUACGCCUGCCUCUUCACUCGAUAUCAUGGACAGCGACGCCGCUCCUCUGUCUUUGAGAAAAACAGUCGCUGCGAAAAGAGCGAUUGGAAAACACCCAAAGAUUAUCGAAUCUCCAGCUUAUGACGCAUCCGAGGAGGACAACGACCCGCUCUCGGACGAUGCACGUUCGGUCACUGGCAUUCUUCCGACUUCGCUUCCCUUGGAAACACCACCAAGACUGAGCGCUGGACUCAUGCGUCCAAAGGCACAUUCCACACGAUCCAAUCGGCCUCACCAGCUCGCAUCGAGUGUCUUGUCCGACUCUGAUGGGGUAGACUCGCCCACGUACGAUGGUGAUGUGGAGUCUAGCGCCACUGUUGGAAACGAGCCAAGGCCAACGCAUCAUCACCAUGCAUCGUCGACAUCCACUUUUGAUGUCGCGAUGUUUUCACCCUCGCCUUCCCCAGGUUCUGCAACUACACCAGCUACAGACGUCGCAAUGUCCGCCCCUCUCUCAGCGCCGCUACGCGAACCAGCUCCUGCUGCGAUAUCAAAAGCGGCUUUCAACCCCGCUGCACUCACUCCCGGAGACAUCCAGUCAUUCGUUCAACAGGCGAUCGACGGCGAGUCCUGGCGGAAGUACAAGAUCAACUCACCGCCAUUAGACCGGCCCGUUCGCAUCUAUGCUGAUGGCGUUUAUGAUCUCUUCCACUUUGGACAUGCUCUCCAGUUGCGGCAAGCCAAACUCUCUUUUCCCUCGGUGUAUUUGCUUGUUGGAGUGAAUUCGGAUGAGCAAGUGCGAGCUCACAAAGCUCGCGGCGUCAUGAGCCAUGCAGAACGACUGGAAGCGGCACGUCAUUGUCGAUGGGUGGAUGAGAUCGUUGCAGACGCUCCGUGGGUCAUCGAUCAGGCUUUUAUUGACAAGUACCAAAUCGACUACGUCGCCCACGACGAGGAGCCAUACAAAUCAUUGGGCCACGACGAUGUGUACUCCUUUUGCAAAUCCCUAGGCAAAUUUAUUCCCACACGCCGAACGCCAGGCAUAUCGACCUCAGAAUUACUGGAACGCAUCGUCUCUGGCUACCGCCACCGGGACUUUGACGACAAAUUAACCAAGAUGGCCACGGAAAUGAAUGAAACACCACCCUUCUCUGCCGAGACAUACUUUGCUACGCAAGCUGCUCCCCAUACUCUCGAGCAGGAUAUCGCCGGGGUGAAGGCAUUUGUCACCCGUCAGGUUGCAGAGGGGCGGAACGUCGUGCUGGUUACUGGCACACAGAGCGGGGGAACCACAGUGCCGCUGGAGUUGAAUGUUGUGCGAUUCCUCGAUAAUUUCAGUGCUGGAACGCGCGGUGCAACUUCUGCCGAAUACUUCCUGAAAGCCGGAUAUGCAGUGAUCUUUAUGCACCGGCAAUUCAGCCUGCAACCAUUCAGCCGCCAUUAUUCACAUUCCACCAAUCCUUUCCUCGACUUUAUAUCGCUGGAGGGCGAUGGAAGCGACCAGAAAGCCGGGAUCGUAGCGGAGAAGCGUGCUGACCCGGAUCUAAUCAGUGUGUUGGCUGCGUAUAAAAGCGUGCAAAUGGCAGGGACGCUGCACACGCUGAACUUUGUGACGGUGAAUGACUAUUUGUGGUUACUGAGAGCGGUUUCCCAGGAGCUCUCGGUUCUACGGCAGAGAGCUUUGUAUUAUCUCGCAGCUGCUGUGAGCGACUUUUUCUUACCGCGCCAGAAGUUGUCGGAACACAAAAUACAAUCCGGCAAGGGUAGCUUGCACAUUGAGAUGGAUCAGGUGCCCAAAGUCCUCAAGGCCAUGGUUGAGGAAUGGACUCGCGACGGUUAUAUCCUGGAAACAGACGAAGACUUGCUCAUACCCAAAGCACGAGCAGCUCUUGAACGGUAUGGCCAUCAGAUUGUCAUCGGAAACGAUCUGCAUACUCGCAAGCAUCGUGUCGUGUUUGUCGAGCGGAAGAUGAAACCGCUGCCUCCGCUGCCUACUGGCGCCGAUGAUGCUGAGAUUGCGGCGGUUGGCGUCCAGAAUAAGGACAGCCUCAUGUUUGUCGAGUCUUGGCUUCGCCUUUCGCCAACCGCUCAUAACCAGGAGAUCGAGGAGGACAUCAUCAGCGAACUUGUGAGGCGACACUCCUUAUGGAUAGGUGCCUCGACCAAGUAA